This is a messenger RNA of Symbiodinium natans, 837 nucleotides long. The record is from the annotation of a GenBank genome assembly. NCBI's taxonomy places the organism in Eukaryota, Dinophyceae, Suessiales, Symbiodiniaceae.
AUGCCAGAUCGCAGCCGCGACCGCAGCCGGAGCCCCCGCAGGGCGGCAGGGGCAACUGAGACCUGCUGUGCGCUAGAGGCCUGCAGGGAUGCCCACCGAUGGGCGGCGUACGAGUGCCAUUUCUCCAAGACCACUUUCAAGACGGAGGCAAGUCAAGUGCGGACUCGCGUGAUUGCGUGCCAUGGCCAGUGCCGCACCUUCAUCCUGUGCGAGAAAGGACAGGUGCCCAAAAGCAUUCAAAAGGCCAAGGAUAGGAAGGAGUUGGUGCUGGCAGCAAUGACUGUCAGAAUGAACCCUUACCGGCACUAUUCGAAGAUGUGGGCGCAGGUUCUACACAUGAGCGCCUGGGAGGAACGACAAGGCCACGGCAGCAAGUUGGUUUCGGCUGUAGAGGAGCUUUUGCGCCAGGAAGGUGUGGAUGUCAUUGUUUCCUACCCUGCGCCAACCCAACAAGCCGAAAGCUUCUGGAACAAAAUGGGAUACAGGGGCCAGGAUCCGAGCCUUCUGCCUGAUGAGGAGCUGAUCCCGCGGUGCAGGGGUGGCCCCCUGUGGCCAGAGCAAAGCUUAUCCGGGGAGCCCUUGGAAAGGUGGGAGAAGAGGCUGGCGGCCUGCGCGCAGCAACCCCGGGAGGAAGUGACCAGGACGAGACCAGGGGGCGACGGUCGCAGGUACCGCGAGUUCGUCUGGAGACCCAAGGAUCUGCGGAAGAGGCUGGCUUCGGAGGUCACCAUGAGCGCUCUGCAGUUGCAGAAGUUAAUGUCAUCCCCAGUCCGGCGGCGGAUGAGGGGAAAGCAACCUCCGUUGGUGGCGGAGGGAAGUAUAGCCCAGGUACUAUAG